Molecule: messenger RNA, 3388 nt
Organism: Salvelinus fontinalis (brook trout)
Lineage: Eukaryota; Metazoa; Chordata; Actinopteri; Salmoniformes; Salmonidae
Product: UPF0688 protein C1orf174-like
Exons: 4
Coding region: 454-1053 (199 amino acids)
Source: RefSeq, a predicted model, not a curated record
UGUAGGUGGCAGCAUAUCAGUAGGUGACAGCAGAGACCCUGAUGGAUGACUGAGAUAAUGUCGCAACUGGCCCCCUCUCAAUUUUGACUUUGUGGCUGUACUAACUAGUGGAAACCAGCAGAUUACCUCAAUCAGCCCGGUGUCGAGGUAACCCUACUGACGCAUAUGCUGUUUUGUACUCCAAAUCUUGAAACGGGAAAUGUUUUACUUGCACGUGACUUCUAUACAGAAACAUUUUGUCGGAUUCGGAAGCUGUCUCGGUUCACCACUCCUCAGACUCUAAAACACCACGGUGUCGCUUGGUGCGUGCUUUAUCAGAACCACGAUUUUACAGUUUGUUGACUACCUGUAUUUACAAUAAAAUUACUGGAUUUUAUUAGCUACAUCCACUGACUUUGUGAAAAAAGCGACUGUUUACAAGAUUGCAAGCCAGCGACCGACAUAGCUAUCCAGAUGCGGAGUCGAGUUAGCAACUUGAAGCGGCGAAAGGGGAUGUGCACUGUUGCCUCAAGCGGUUUCCAUCUCGAGGUGAAGAGUUCAGAUAAGAGUUCAGGGAAGAGGAGGCGUGUUAAAAAAAUGAAAAUUGAAGACUCAAAAACAGAAAUGCCCCUGAAUGACUGGAUGGUUGGUGGUUGUAGGGAGUCAACAACCAUUUCUGAGAGGCUCAGCUGUGAUGGUUGCGAGAGGCCUGAAAAGACAAGUUGUGGAGCACCACCAGACCUGGAGGAAUUGUGGGAGGGUAAAGAGAACGGUGUGCGAUUGGAGUUGAAUUACUGUCGAACAAAUGGGUUGCCAGAGAAGAUGGCAGAAGAUGGUGUUGUGAUUGACAAGAGCGUCUUCCUUGAUGAUGACAGUAACCAGGUUCUUCCUGUGGAAAAGUUCUUCGGAAACAUGGAAGUUGUGCAGGAUUGUCCACGGAGAUCUACGGCCACUUCGACCUUCAGCAGGAGGGAGCACAGGAGACGACACAGGAGACAACAGUACUAUGCCAAAGAUGACAGUGAUGAAGUGGGCUACACAGAAAUGCAUCAAGAUGAAAUAGUUGGCACUUAAUUUACAGAAGUAACUCAUUCCAAUCAAUGGGAUAGAAUAAAACUUGUCCUUAAAUGACCCUAAUGUCACAGUUGAGCCCGAUAAAGUGGAUUCGUUCAACAGAACCAGGGUAUCACGUUAAUGUUUUGCCAGCAUAUACCCUAAAGUUAUACAUUUUUGUAUUGAUAUUUGCACUAACAAAACUUCUCGCUUUUCAAUUAUCUAUACGGUAUAUUGUUUAAAUAGUACAGGUUAAGUGCUCAGAUUUUUUUCUUUUUAUUGUAUCUUUUACAAUAUUGUUACUGAAUGCCUUAUGUAUGCACAAUAUUUGUAGUCAAAGUUGCACUGCCAAUACAAGGAAACUUAAAUUAAGUUUCAAUUACCUGUCUGCUGUUUUGUAUUGUGCUAUUGAAACUAAGCAGAACUUUAUCACAUAAUUAUCUAAUUACACUUACAGGCGAUAGAGCUGAGCUCAAAUCAUCUGUAAUCAUCAAAUCUGCUUGACUCCAACAAUAGUAAAACCUUAAAUAUUUUUACGCCCCCACCCUAUGCACUUGUGGAGCGCAGAGGAUUUGACAGAUGUAAUCAAUAUGGUAAUAGCUCCACCUAGCCCUCUGAUAGGCUGGGUGGAAGUUUAACCAUUUGCUUAUACCAAUCAAAUCCUCUCAGAUCACCAGGGGUGCAUUCAGUAGUACAGAACAAUGUUAAGCAUUUCAUUUCAACGGAAGCAGUUUUGUUCUGAGUGAAUAGUUGAACGGUGUCAUUAUGGUGGCCCAGAGAGCGACUGUACGGUGUGUGCGACACAUUUUGCCAUUUGAAAUGGUUACAUCCAUAUUGAUCAGGCCACACCCACCAAAUGUACCUCAAAGGCUGUUGAAGACUGGUGUGCGAUGUAUUGGGGGAAACGUGUCGUUCAGUACAAACUGACACGCGACGUAGCAAAUGUUGAACGGAACGUACUCCUGUGUGUAGGGCUCGGGACGAUUUGCGAUUGGUCCGUUGACUAUUACCCAAACAAUAGCUCAUGAUGAAGUGCUUUAAAAUCACUAUCACAAAAUUAUCAAUAAAUAAGCUGUUCUGAUUAGUAGCAGAAAACAAUGUUCCCUGCCCAUAAUUACAAUUAGUUAUUUACCAGUUAUCAUGCGUCUUGCACUUUAUCCGUUAGCUAGUUAAUAAAGAAAUAAAAAAUUCAAGAAUAAACAGUAGAAAAACAUAUACCCUACCCUGCAUCUUCACUUUAGAGAAUCAUUUUCGUUUGCCCUGUUUGUAAAUUUUCCUUUUGUCACAGAGCAAGUCAUGUGCACCUUUCUUAUGGCAUACAAUAUGUACCAGCUUCAGAUUCUCCCGAGUAAACAGCAGUUUGUAAAAAUAGUCCAGAUUUAUGUUGGUGCUCUUGUGUUUCUGCAGUGCUUCCACCAGGGUAGGAAUGACUGUCCUCUUCUUUUCAAUCCUGGGACAGAAAGAGAUUUCAGUCUAGAUUUGAUAAAACUUGUCCUUAAACAACCUUAACAAUUGCAAUUGAUAAUCAAGCAAGCUUUUUUUGUUACUGUUUACAAACAACUUUGAGCUUAACAUUCUGAAUAUUUAUAACCUUUAUUCACUAAACCCACCCGUGGUCCAAGUUCCAGGUGCUAAAGAGAAUCCUGCUCUCUCGGUUUCCAUAGGGGUUGAUUGAGUGAAGGGACUUGCAUUCAUCAUGGUCAAAAGCACCCUGAGGAAAGGAGAGAGAUGGGAAAGGACACAGGCUGUAAGACAGGAUGCUACUAAGCCAAACAUGAUCUGGUCCUGUUAGUUACCAUUAUAAUCUCUGAGCUGACACUGUUAGCCAAUUUCGGGUUCAUCAAUGUUACCUGACAGGAGAACCAUCCCUCCUGGGUGCAUAGUCGAUUUUGUUCCUUUUCUUUCCUGUUGAAGUAGCAACCAUUGUACUUGUCAGAUUUCAGCUGCAUCACUAAGCACUCUGCAGUCUUCUUGUAUUCGUCCUUGAGUUUAGGUUUUUGGAUGGUUUGAGCAUAACUAUGCACCUGUGAAUAAGAGAAAAGUCUGUCACGUGUAUUCUUUCCUCAGAAAAUAGGGCAGAUUACAAUUUAUAGUAUGUAUGGAGUAGGCUUGUUAUGAGGUACGGCUUUUGAGGAUCACUUCUUGACAGUGCCAACCACUUUCAGCAUAAAACCAAAGCAUCAGUAAUAUACAGUGCCACCAGAAAGUAUUCACACCCUUUUUCCCACAUUGUUACAGCCGGGAAUUUAAAAUGUAUUAAAUUGAGAUUGUUGCUGUCACUGUACCUCAAUGUCAAAGUGGAACUGUUUUAACGUUUUUUUUAACAAAUUAAUUAAAAAGGAAAAGCUGAAAUGUC